Molecule: messenger RNA, 2394 nt
Organism: Clunio marinus
Lineage: Eukaryota; Metazoa; Arthropoda; Insecta; Diptera; Chironomidae
Source: the annotation of a GenBank genome assembly
AUUCGACACAAUUUAUUUUUGACAUUGUUGACAGGGAAGUUUUCGCUCGUAUUCUUAAACUUUAAUAUAAAUUAAAUGCAUCAUAACCAGAUCAAAAGAGCAUUGUAAUUGUGUAAAAGUGAUCUUCAAUUGUGUUGACAGUGGAAAUAAUGUCCAAAUUUCCGAUUAUGAGCUUGCGAUGGAUUUUUCAGCUUCUGAACAAAUUAUGGGUCUUUUUUUCAUAUCUCUGUAACAAACAGUUCAGAAAAGUGCUGCAGUAUCAACCAGUAAAAUAUGAUUUGUAUCCUUUAUCACCAGUGUCGAGACAUCGUCUAAGCUUGGUGCAAAAAAAGACUCUAGUCUUAGAUCUAGAUGAAACAUUAAUUCAUUCACAUCAUGAUGGGCUUCCUCGUAACCCAACAAUAAAGCCAGGAACGCCACAUGAUUUUACUGUAUCAGUUGUGAUCGACCGACAUCCAGUUAGAUUUUUCGUUCAUAAACGGCCGCAUGUCGACUUUUUCCUCGACAUUGUGUCUCAGUGGUAUGAUUUGGUUGUGUUCACAGCUAGUAUGGAAAUUUAUGGUGCAGCAGUAGCUGAUAAACUGGAUAAUGGAAGAAAUAUUCUCAAUCGAAGAUAUUACCGACAACAUUGUACACCAGACUUUGGUUCCUAUACAAAGGAUUUAUCAGCGAUAUGUAGUGAUCUUAAUCGAAUAUUUAUCAUUGACAAUUCACCAGGAGCGUAUCGUCGUUUUCCUAACAAUGCCAUACCAAUCAAAACGUGGAUCUCAGAUCCAACUGAUAUUUCACUGCUGUCACUCCUACCACUUCUGGACGCUCUUAGAUUCACACAUGACGUACGUUCUGUGCUCUCAAGAAACUUACACCUCCAUCGGGUCUAUUAGUUGCAUAACUAACCAUCACAUCAUCCAAAAAAUGAUUUUUUUUCUUGCGUUUCUUAUAAGGUGAAUUUAACUGAGUAAUGGAAAGUUUAAAACAAAUAUUUGUUCUCCUCUUUUUCCUUAUGUUUUUACAUUAAAAACAAUUUAAAAUCACAUAAGUACACCAUGCAUUGUUUGAUGAUGCAUCUUGUUAGGUAACAUAUAAUUUCAUCCCAAGUGAGAGACAUUGCAACAAAUGAAUACACAAAAAAAUAGGAGAUUUAAUCACUUAUAGAUGAAAAAUAAUAACAAAACAUUGAUAAAAUGAAAAAAGUUUUGAUUAGUUGAGAGCGUAACAAAAUAAUAAUUCAACGUUUAAUUUGGUUGAAUUAGAUAAUUCAUAAAAUAAUUGACUUUGCUAAAACUUUUGUAAAUAGUCUUGAGAUGAUACAAAAUGGAAAUAUUAUAAUUAAUGAAAUGCUAAGAUCAAAUUUUUCAACAUCCCAUCCCAUAAUUUCCUGUUAAAAAUCACCGUUCCCCAUAAUUUCCUGUCACUCCCGCCUAUAUAUAUAGAACGUUUCUUAAGAAAAUUAAUACAAGUUUUUUAUCAUAAUUAUGAAAGCUGAAAAACAUUUGAAAUUACCGUUUUUUUGCAGUAAAAGAAUAUCCAAUCCUAGUAAAUUUUUCUAGUUAAAAAAAUCGAAGGAAAAUGAUUUCCUAGGUCUUGUUUGAGUCUCUUUACUAGAUUUAAAUUUUAUCUAUUAAAAGAUUCAUUCAUGACUGAGCAAAUCAUAUGUGAGGCUAAUUCGUUAAUGCCCAAAGUGAAUUUAUUUCAAUUCUGCAACGACAAACAAACAUAACUAAAUAAAAAACUAUUACGAGCUGCCUAUAUCACUUGACGCUCUCAGUUUGUUUUUUUUUGUCUUUCGUUCACUUUUUUCUAUUUAGAGAAAAAGAAAAGAAAAAUAAAAAUUUUCGCUGAUGAUCUAUGCCAGACGAAAAGUCACAAAUUAUAAUUAAAAAUAUAUCACAUUGAGAUGGCGGGGAAUGUUCGUUAACGAUAAUGAAUUUUGGUGGUGGUUCGAAGUUAAAAUAGAAACAAUAACGAAACUAUGAACAUGUCGUACGAACCCUCGCCUUAAAUUUUGAAGGAAUAUGAAUAUGUAAGAAACUCUUUUUCUUUUUUAAAUAAUUUUCCUGAAAAAGAAUAUUUAAAUUGAAUGCGACGAAAAGUCACAUUUUAUUUAAAAAUUGCUCAACAACACCACACAAUUCAAAGUUAUUUUGUGCGCUGUGACCAAAUUUAAUUUUAUUAUUAUUUUGUCUGUUUAGCUCAUGAAGUCUCUCGUUGUCUUGAAACUUAAUCAAUUUGUCGUUCGAGACCAUUUUUAUGUAAUUUUGUUAAAUUAUAAAACGGUGACCAACCUGAAAAGCUUAAAGAGCAACUUUUUAUUUUCUUUGAUGUUCAAGGAUGUUCAUGAAAUGGAAAAAAAAUGGAAAAUAAAUGAAGCGAAUUUUGAAAAUAUGAAAUUUA